Acanthoscelides obtectus is the source of this 423-nucleotide messenger RNA. The record is from the annotation of a GenBank genome assembly. NCBI's taxonomy places the organism in Eukaryota, Metazoa, Arthropoda, Insecta, Coleoptera, Chrysomelidae.
AUGCAAAAAGGGCUGAAUAUUUUCCCACUACAUGUAGCAGGAGGAUAUCCCAAAGAUCAGAAUACCUUCAAUAUAUUGUCUGAAAUGAUAUCUAGAAUGAGUAAUUUGGAGAGACCUACACUGGACAGAAUGUUCGCUUCGACGUCACAAAGAAAUCAUGAUGAUUUGCGGGCGGCUUACAAUAUCUCGUUACUUAUAGCAAAAUCCGGAAAACCGCAUACUAUCGGAGAGAAGUUAAUUUGGCCAGCCGUUGAAGAGGUUUUAAAAACUGUUUUACACAAACCUGGAUCUGAUAUCAUUAAAAGAAUUCCCUUAAGCAACAAUACUGUUGAAAGACGUAUUGACGAAAUGAGUUCUGAUAUUGAAAGCUUCUUAUGUAAUUAUUUGCAAACGACCAAUUUCUCUAUACAACUGGACGAGUGA